Alternaria burnsii is the source of this 984-nucleotide messenger RNA. Its product is annotated as glycoside hydrolase family 36 protein. Gene Ontology annotation, cellular component: endoplasmic reticulum membrane. The coding region runs from base 1 to 984 and encodes 327 amino acids. Gene Ontology annotation, biological process: phospholipid biosynthetic process; lipid storage; lipid droplet organization. The record is from RefSeq and is a predicted model, not a curated record. Lineage: Eukaryota; Fungi; Ascomycota; Dothideomycetes; Pleosporales; Pleosporaceae. The transcript has a single exon.
AUGGCAACGCGUCGUAAACCAGACAGCGACACAGACAACGGUGUACCUCUCACAGCGGGCAUGUCCCGCGGCAACAUCCGCCCACCGACCUCAUCGGCGCGUCGCUCCCCCUUCCUCCCUACGCGUCUCGAAGCACAACUCAUCGCCAUUUACCCAUUGACACUCCUCCUCGGUAGCGUCUUCAGCAUAAUUUCACCUUCCAAUCGAGCCGCGCCCUAUUCCGCAACCCUACAGUCUCACCCUACCGAAUUUGCGCCCUCAUACUUUGCGCAGAAAAAGAACAUCUUCAAUGUAUACUUUGUCAAACAAGGAUGGUUCUGGACUACACUAGCAUUUGCUGUCUUUGUUACCUUCCAUCCUGGUUUCGGUCAGGGUGCGAGCGCGAGGCGCAUCCGAGCGGUCAUGCGAUAUGGUGUCGUGACGACUUGGUGGUGCUUCAUGACACAGUGGUUCUUUGGACCGCCGUUGAUCGAUCGCGGCUUCAGGUUCACUGGAGGUCAAUGCGAAAUAAUAAGAGAUCCCGAGGCGAGGGAAGAAAUGAGCAACACAAGAGAGUAUAUCACGGCUGCGACGUGUAAGGCAGUUGGUGGAACUUGGAAGGGUGGUCAUGACAUCUCUGGACAUGUCUUCUUGCUUAUUCUUGGCUCAUCGCUUCUGUGGUUGGAAUUCCUGCCUGCGUUGACGCGUGUAGAAGGGCUUAGAGACGGAAGGUUGAUCACUCUGCCAGAUGGCAAGGUUGCAAGUGUUGCAGUGGAGAAAGAGCUGGUGAAGUCUGAGGGUGAAGCUACCGCGCGUGGCGUCAAGUUCGCGCUCGGUGUCGCGGCGCUGAUGUGGUGGAUGCUUCUCAUGACAGCUGCCUACUUUCAUACUUGGUUUGAGAAGUUCACGGGCCUGCUGGUCGCAUUUGCAGCGCUGUGGACUGUCUACUUCCUCCCAAGAGGCGUUUUCCAGGUUAGAGCGUGGUUAGGUAUGCCUGGUGUAUGA